UAUUCCCUCCUACAGCCUCUACGGUCGCCUCGGGGUGAUUUACCUGCUGUUGGGUGCUGCUGACGACCCUUCUGAGCUAAAUGUAGAUAUUCUGUAGUUGCUCGGGUUGGUUUGUUUCCACACACUGCCUGCACCGGCUCUCUGGGCAGAGGAGAAAGUGGGGGGUGGGGGGGGCGGGUUAUUGAGCAUCUCUUCAGCCUCCGCCCGCCUCCGCGCCUCCGUGCCUCUGUCCGAAGCGAGGCGCUGGAGACACAGUGGGCACCGCAGAGCGACCGGGGGACAGACAGAGAGGGGCGAUGGCCGCCGAUGGAGGAUGCGGGGAGUCGGUGGAUCAGUACCGGGCCGAGCUGGAGCGGCUCACCCAGGAACUUGCCGAGGCGAACCGGGAGAAGAUCAGGGCUGCGGAGUGCGGUCUGGUCGUGCUGGAGGAGAACCAGGCGCUGAAGCAGAAGUACGUGGAGCUGGAGACCGAGCAGGAGACUCUCAGGAAGGAGCUGGAACAGUUACAGGAGGCUUUCGGCCAGGCAUACACGAACCAGCGUAAGGUUGCAGAGGAUGGGGAGACCAACGAGGAGACAUUGCUGCAGGAGUCGGCCUGCAAGGAGGCCUACUACAUGGGCCGUCUGCUGGAGCUGCAGACGGAGGUGACCCUGAGCCGCUCCGUGGCGUCCAACGCCCAGGCGGAGAGCGAGAGGCUCAACGCACUUGUGCAGGAGCUACGAGAGAGCAACGAGACGCUGGAGCUACAGAGGAGCAGGAUGAGGGAGGAGAUCAAGGAGUACAAGUUCAGAGAGACCCGGCUGCUCCAGGAUUACACCGAGCUGGAGGAGGAGAACAUCACGCUGCAGAAGCUGGUGUCCACGCUCAAGCAGAGCCAGGUGGAGUAUGAGGGGCUCAAACAUGAAAUUAAAGUACUUGAGGAGGAGACUGUUCUCCUGAACAGUCAGCUGGAGGACGCAUUACGUCUGAAGGACAUCUCAGAGGGUCAGCUGGAGGAGGCCCUGGAUGCCCUCAAGAGUGAGCGUGAGCAGAAGAACAAUCUGAGGAAAGAGCUGGCCCACCACAUCAGCCUGAGUGACAGUGUGUACGGAGCAGGGGCCCACCUGGCGCUCACCGUCACUGGCGUCGAGGGCCUCAAGUUCCCCGAGGAGACCAACGGCACCAACGGCACCAACGGCAGCGCCAUCCCUGCUGCUAAUGGCAACAAUGAGGACAGCAACCGACGCAAUGGCCACCUCCACACAGCUGCCGGACUGGCUAAGAUGAACGGCGAGUACCGACCCGGGCGGAAAGGAGAAGGCCUGCACCCUGUGCCGGAUCUGUUCAGUGAGCUCAACCUGUCAGAGAUUCAGAAGCUCAAGCAGCAGCUGCUACAGGUGGAGCGUGAGAAGACUAUGCUGCUCAUGAACCUGCAGGAGUCUCAGACCCAGCUGCAGCACACACAGGGAGCCCUGAGCGAGCAGAACGACCGGGUCCACCGCCUCACCGAGCGCAUGAAUGCCAUGAAAUGUCUGAAUGGAGACAAAGAGCUCGAUGACCUACAGGAGAGUGAGAAACCUGACGGUGGCUCCUCAUCACCGCCAGCCAACGGUCACCAUGAUCCCGAUAUCCACGGGUUCGAGAUCCUGGAGUGUAAGUACAAGGUGGCGGUGACGGAGGUGAUUGACCUGAAGGCGGAGCUCAAGGCCCUGAAGGAGAAGUACAACCAGGCUGUGGAGGGGCAGGGAGACAGCCACAGUGACGACAGGGUCCAGGCACUGAGUGAACAGGUAACUCAUUUGGAGCGUAGUUAUCGCGAGAGCCGGGAGAGGGUGGCGAGCCUGGAGGCAGAGCUCAGAGCAGCCGCGAGCACAGCCACGGAGAGCCAGGGCAUGCUCAACGCUGCACAGGAUGAGCUGGUAACCUUCAGUGAGGAACUGGCCCAGCUUUACCACCACGUCUGUCUGUGCAACAACGAGACACCCAACCGCGUCAUGCUGGACUACUACCGCCAGAGCCGCGUCACACGCAGCGGCAGCCUGAAGGGCUCGGACGACCCUCGCGCCCUGCUCUCCCCUCGCCUGGCACGGCGCCUCGCCGCAGUAUCCGCGGCCUGCUCCUCCGAACCCCCGCGCAGCCCCAUGGACUCCCCAUCCAAAGAUGGCCAUCACAACGAGAAAGCAGCCAACACAGCAGACCCUCCAUCCCUCCACAGCAGCCCCACCCGCAACCCGCCAGGUUCCCCUGUAAUCAGCAUCUCCCCUUGCCCGUCCCCGGUGCCCUCAGAGGCAGGCGGGGACCUGCGGAAGGAGCCCAUGAAUAUCUACAACCUGAACGCCAUCAUCAGAGACCAGAUCAAACACCUGCAGAGGGCUGUGGACCGUUCGCUGCAGCUGUCCAGGCAGAGGGCUGCAGCCAGGGAGCUGGCGCCGAUGCUUGACAAGGACAAGGAGUUGUGCAUGGAGGAGAUCCUCAAGCUGAAGUCCCUGCUCAGCACCAAGAGAGAGCAGAUAGCCACACUCAGACUGGUGCUGAAGGCCAAUAAACAGACAGCAGAGGUUGCACUGGCUAAUUUGAAGAGCAAGUACGAGAAUGAAAAGUCGAUGGUGACAGAGACCAUGAUGAAGCUGAGGAACGAGCUGAAGGCUCUGAAAGAAGAUGCCGCCACCUUCUCGUCUCUCAGGGCCAUGUUUGCCACCAGAUGUGAUGAGUACGUCACCCAGCUGGAUGAGAUGCAGAGGCAGCUGGCGGCAGCGGAGGAUGAGAAGAAAACGUUGAACUCCCUCCUCCGUAUGGCCAUCCAGCAGAAGCUGGCCCUGACCCAGCGGCUGGAGGACCUGGAGUUUGACCAAGAGCAGACCCACCGUGGCCGUGGCGCUAAAGUGCCCAAGAUUAGAAGCAGCCCGCCCAAAUUUCUUGUAGAUUGUCAGCAGCCUGCUGCCUCAGUACCGUCACUCUCCCCACAACUAAGGCGAGGGAGAGCCUCCCUAGUCCGCAGUCCUAAAUAUUUGGCAGACCUCCAGGAACACCACGCUGUCCUGAUCGGGAACAGUAGCCUUCUCUCCCCCUGCGACCCUCGUAACUGUCUGGCCCAGCAGCCCCAGCCCCCCGGCACCUAACCUUGCCGCUCCGGCCCUGGCCUCAGCCUCGGCCCGAAAGGAAUCAUGCAGAGACAGAGACACUCUAGACGGGGGUUCCCGCAAUUUAACUCCCCUAAAUCUAGCAGUCCAACCUGGUGCUUACUGAACUCUGUGAAUCCUCCCCAAGCCCUACUGUACAUGGUCCGGCCCUCGGCAGGCCUCGUGGUUACCCGGGUCGCAGACGAAGAGCAGGAAGCUCUCUUCUCCUCUGGAGGCGGCAUCCUAUCGAAGGAGUGAACUGAGGUGCAAAAAAUGCCAGAGUGACAAAUCACGGGAAUCUUCUCCCUUAUUCGUAUCAGUAUUUAUUUAUAAUUUAUUUACUCUAUUGAUUAUUUAUUUACGCAUUGAUUUGUGAGAUAUUUAUUACUGGAAUGUUUUUUUUUCUGUGUUUGUUGGUCAUUCUUCAAGAUGGAAAUCAAGUUUUACUGCUGUGGUGAAGAAAACCAAAAGCAGAACUUUUACACUGCAAAAGCUCUUUCUGGCCUAGAGAACAGGUUUAAAACUGGCCUAACCAUACUAUACGGCAUUUAAAAUGUUAGAUUUUGUCAGUAUGAUAAUCCAAAAAAAAAAAACGUAUGCCACUUUUACAUAGAAGUACGCUGGGUUUGACAUUGCGAACAGACUAAUGAAGGUAAACAUUUUAUUACAAGAAAGGUGUUUCUUGUGGUGGUGAUGGGUGAUUUCAACUACCUUUCUAACGUCACUAGUCUUUCUUGGGAUGCUUGUGUUUUUUUAUACAAAGAUUUCUUUUUUUUUGCAAAUCAUGUGCAUAAAAACUAUUUUAUACCUCCUAUGAUUUUUAUUUAUUUUUACAGCAGACUCUAGCGACAUGGUUGUGUCUGUAACGUAGCCCAGAUCUCCUCGGAGACUGGGAUAGACGAGAGGCUGAGCGUUUGAGAUCAGGACUAGGGCUCUUGGCCUGGAUUUUUUGCCUUUUGAAUUGCACAGGUUUAAGUGACCAUGGAGUGAACUGACCUCCAUCUUUUUAUCCUUAAUUAAGAACAGAGGACUUCUCCCCCUCCCCCCGAAGGUGUGCCUCUUCUAGAGUAACCAUCUCGGUCAUGUCAGCAUUGUACUCUCACCAUAAAGUUUUCACUCUUUUCUCCAUGAGCUCGGUCACAAGCCCAGAAAAACUGUUACUAUCACCUUAGUUGAUCCUGCAGUGACAGAAUUGUCAAUCAAAUUGAUAUUUUCAGUAUCCCAAGCUACACUUGUCCACCUCCAUGUCCAGUGUCUCUACAUGCUUCCUCCAAACUGUAUGCAGUACUGUCCAAGCACAAUUAUGCACUAUGCAUUAUAGCAAUACAGUAGCACGGGUCGCGGACUGUUUUGAUUAAGAUUAAUCAAUCGGUCUGUCACCAUGAACUAACCAGCAGGCUGACAAGAAAGAGCAAGCCAGCAGGAGUGUCCUCAGCUUGCUCAAACAAAAUGGAGACAUAGCCACAGCACUACUGUCAUUAGAUGCUAUCAAGACGUUGUUUCGUUUUGAAACGCCGUUUCAAUCCGAGAGGAAUGGGGGCUGCGUAAACCGAGAUGUGUAGCGUAGGUUGCAUAAUUGAAGUCCCAUCUCCUUGUCGUUAUACCAUCAUAAUGUCUUUAAAGUUAAUGUUCUCCUCACUGCACUGAAUACAUACAUUUCCCAAUGGAGAUGGAGCGGCUCAAGUGAAAUAACACAGCCAGAAUAGUGUUGUAAUGACAGAUAAGAGCAUAUCUGUUACAUCAGCAAUGAAUGAGUGGACUCUUUCUGUUCUCCGUGUGUACAUCUGUUGGGUUUGUCUUUGUUAACAGUAUAGAUUGUUACAUUUGCAACUACAGAGUGAUGAAAAUGUCUGUGGUCCAAAAGUAGCUUCUGUGCCCGUGCAGGCUCAUCAGUGACCUAACUCUCUUGGUUUGUUCGCACAAUAUAGUAUUGGAUGGAGAGAAACUAAUGCAAUGAAACAUAGAAAGAAAAACUUGGGGGAAAAAAAAAUGGUUUCAAAAGAAUGACAGCUGUACUACAGUGGAUUUGACAGUUUCUCCACCAUCUUAAACAGUGUUUAAUUGGUUUCACAAGUAAAUAAAAGACCUGCCCUUGGA
Acanthopagrus latus (yellowfin seabream) is the source of this 5195-nucleotide messenger RNA. RefSeq names its product bicaudal D homolog 1a (gene bicd1a). The record is from RefSeq and is a predicted model, not a curated record. The transcript is spliced from 10 exons. The coding region runs from base 297 to 3098 and encodes 933 amino acids. Gene Ontology annotation, molecular function: dynein complex binding; dynein intermediate chain binding; dynactin binding. Gene Ontology annotation, biological process: positive regulation of receptor-mediated endocytosis; regulation of microtubule cytoskeleton organization; microtubule anchoring at microtubule organizing center. Gene Ontology annotation, cellular component: Golgi apparatus; cytosol. NCBI's taxonomy places the organism in Eukaryota, Metazoa, Chordata, Actinopteri, Spariformes, Sparidae.